AUGUCGCUAGCAUUUGAGGAUAAAAACUUGAUGGGAGCCAUUCCAUCUGAAGUCGGUAAGCUCCAACUCCAAGGUCUGUAUCUUUAUGGCAACAAAUUGCAAGGGAAUAUUCCAGAGGGAGAAGUUCCACAUGAUAUUGAAGGCCAUUGUAAAACUAGAUCUUUCUGUGGUUACUUCAUCCUUUGUGAUAUUAUUGAUGGUGUUAGCUUGGAUAAUAAUGAAACAAAAGACGAAAGGAAAUUCCAAAGACGUGGAAAAGGAGGUUCUGGCUCUGUGUACAAAGGUACAUUAUCUAGUGGAACUGUGGUGGCAAUAAAGGUUCUCGAUUUGCAAAAUGAUGAAGUAUGCAAGAGGUUUGAUACUGAAUGUGAAGUGAUGAGAAAUGUUAGGCACAAAAACCUUAUUUCAGUGAUUACUACUUGUUCUAGUGAAUACAUAAGAGCCUUUGUUCUGCAGUAUAUUCCCAAUGGAAGUCUUGAGAAUUGGUUGUACAGAGAAGAUUGCCACUUGAACCUUCUUCAAAGAGUCAACAUAAUGCUUGAUGUGGCUGUGGCAAUUGAAUAUCUACACCACAGUCAUUAUACUCCAAUAGUUCAUUGCGACCUAAAGCCAGACAACGUUCUUUUGGAUGAAGAAAUGGUGGCACAUGUUGGUGAUUUUGGCAUCUCUUAA
Molecule: messenger RNA, 672 nt
Organism: Solanum lycopersicum (tomato)
Lineage: Eukaryota; Viridiplantae; Streptophyta; Magnoliopsida; Solanales; Solanaceae
Product: receptor kinase-like protein Xa21
Biological process (GO): protein phosphorylation
Molecular function (GO): protein kinase activity; ATP binding
Source: RefSeq, a predicted model, not a curated record